AUGGAUAACAAGGUAUCCACUGGUGAACACAGUUUACAACAAAUGGGACUUGAUGAGAUAGCCAACAAAAUUUUAGACCUCGACAAAUGGAGAGAAAUUUUUAGUUUCCAUGGGUUGGAAACUAGUAAUGGAAUUUAUCAGAAAUACCAAGACAAUCAUAAAUCUGACGAUGACAAUGAGGAUGGAGUUGGAACAUCUCAGUCUACAAAUAUCAAAAAGCAGGAACAGUUUCUAUCCAGUAUCCCUUACUCAAUCCCCAAACCUCUUAUUGUCUCUUCCAACCUGGGUGGACAGCCUAUCUCCUUAGAAAUGGCAAUGGGGCUCCGAAAGAUGUUAUUUGGAAAUGCACUCCAGGUCUUCAGUUAUGAAUGGAAAAAAUCAUAUUUCAAAUUUCAUGAGGCAUAUUCUGACCUGUCCUAUGCUCUGGAGGUAGACAAGGGGGCAGCAAAAGCAAUUCUGAUGGCUGUACAGGUAAACAUCAUCAAAUACUUCUUGUUCAUAAGAAAUAACAAGAAAAACAUUCACCUCCAAAGUUUGUAUGAAAUAAGCCAAAAGGACCAAGAAAAGGGUCUUGCAGCAGCUGUGGCAGAUAUUCUGUGGACAGCAGGGGAAAAUCGGACAGCUACUAUAUGUCUUGUCACUACAGAUACUUAUUUUCCAUCAAGUAGAGACUACAAAGUAGAUAACUUUACUGAAAGACUCCAGCUGUUUGAGUUUUUUGAGAAAGAAGCAGCUCAGAAAUUUAUCUUUGAUCACAUACAAUGUUUCAAAGGUGAAGGAAGCCAUGGAGUUAUUUUAUUUCUGUAUAGUUUGCUCCUCUCUAGGACAUUGGAAAGGCUCCAAAAAGACCUAGACAUCACAACAUCUCAUCUGUUACAAUUCAGUCUUGGAAACUUCAUCUGUAGACAGGCAAUUCUCAACAUCAUUUUAACAGGCCGAGCAAGUCCACAUGUGUUUAAUGGGUACCAGAAAUGUAACAGUGAAGGUGGAGUACAAAAACUAUUGCAUGGAGUCCUGACCCGCAGCGACGUGGGCUAUUUACACUGGAGCAAGGAGGAAGUAGAGCAUUACAGAAUACCCCAGGUUGGAAGCAUGCUGAAGACUCCUAAAUUACCCAUCUGGCUAUGCAACAUCAAUGGAACAUACAGUGUUCUUUUCAGCACAAACAGGCUGCUCUUGUCUGACUGGAAAAUGGAACACAUCUUUGAUCUUUACUUUUAUAAUGGACAGCCUUCACAGAAAAAAACCAUCCAUCUAACAAUAGACACUCAUUCUCACCACUGGGAAGAGAAUCACUGUGAAGAGGAAAGUGAUCCAGAGAAAAGAUUUCCUUCCGUGGAAAUGGCAAUCAGAACUAAGUGGGCAGGGGCAGCCAUCAACUGGAACGGGACAGCCCCAUUCUUCUGA
Messenger RNA from Alligator sinensis (Chinese alligator), 1407 nucleotides. It is a transcript of the gene MINDY4B, whose product is annotated as MINDY family member 4B. Gene Ontology annotation, biological process: protein K48-linked deubiquitination. Gene Ontology annotation, molecular function: K48-linked deubiquitinase activity; cysteine-type deubiquitinase activity. The coding region runs from base 1 to 1407 and encodes 468 amino acids. The transcript is spliced from 12 exons. The record is from RefSeq and is a predicted model, not a curated record. NCBI's taxonomy places the organism in Eukaryota, Metazoa, Chordata, Crocodylia, Alligatoridae.